Cucurbitaria berberidis CBS 394.84 is the source of this 999-nucleotide messenger RNA. RefSeq lists its product as uncharacterized. The record is from RefSeq and is a predicted model, not a curated record. The transcript has a single exon. Bases 210 to 953 code for a protein of 247 amino acids. NCBI's taxonomy places the organism in Eukaryota, Fungi, Ascomycota, Dothideomycetes, Pleosporales, Cucurbitariaceae.
AUCUAGCCCGCCUUUUCGCGACUGCGCGGGGUUGGUGAGACCCGGUGAGAGGACAGUGACUGACAAGUGCAUAGUGUCAAGCUUGCCAGGCCUGCGGACCGGCCGUGCCACAGUCGUAUGAGUUUACGGCUGGUAUCGACGUCAAGCGCGAGACGCAGGAAGCCAAGUCAUACUGCAUCAUCGCCUGCCUUGAUGCGACCUGCCGCCACAUGUGCCUCAAAGAUGAGUCCGAGAUGCCCAAGGACCUUGACGGCGCGCUCGUCAUCAAUGAGGCUGAUCUCGACAAUCGCACCGUUGCAAUCAAGAUGGAGGGCACGGAUGAGUCUCAAGCCGGCGGACAGCGUCGUUGCAUCCAUUGGGUGUGUGUCUUGCGCAACUGCUACUAUGCAGAGUGCCAGGCGCAAGGCCAGACUGAAGAAGUCGCCCACCUCGCUACCCUUGAAGUGAUGGCCCAGGAUGGAGAUGUCCAGGCUUCACCAGAGGGCUGCCGCCAGUUUUGCAACGACUCCGAUCAGGGCAUGUGCAUCACGCUGUGCGCCCCCAGCGGUAUCGAGAAGAGCUCUGCCGGGCCGACUCCACCGCCUCAACCACGAAAUACAUGCGAAAUGAUUUGCAUGGACAAGAUGUGCUUCCUUGUUUGCUUACCUCCCCAUGCCUCCGCCAACAUCGAGAGGCGCUCUUCACAUUCUGCCUCCGCCAACAUCGAGAAGCGCUCUCCCCUCCUUUAUUGCAUACUACGUUGCGUGGCGGACAUGUGCUGGGUUCUCUGCUCUCCCCACUCUGCCUCCGUCAACGUUGAGAAGCGCUCUCAUUAUUCUGUCUCAGCCAAUGUCGAGAAGCGCUCUCCUAUCGGUUGCAUACGGCGUUGCGUGGCGGACAUGUGCUGGCUUCUUUGCUCUCCCCAUUCCGCCUCCGCCAAACGCGAGGUCGAGGAUGAUGUCGCAAACAACUAGCUCUAUCACAGUAAGUUAUCUUCAUUCUCAUUUUGAGCACCUACUA